AUGGGCCCCGCCCCGCCUGGGAGCCAGGUAGCCCCUCUACCCACAAACCUGCCCUUUCGACUCGUCAGCAAGACCAUCGGGCAAGGCGCAUAUGCUUCCAUCCGCAAAGCUAUUCCCCUCAAUGCCCCGAAACCAGUCAUUGCCAUCAAGUUCAUCAACAAGGAACAUGCACUCCGCACCGGCCGCCUUACCCCCAAGCAAAUCAAAAUGGAAAUCGUAUUGCAUCAGCAUCUUGGAAAACACCACAAUAUCAUCCAUUGCCUAGGAUCUGGUGAGGAUGCUCUGUGGACGUGGAUCGCCAUGGAACUGGCCGAGGGAGGCGACUUGUUUGAUAAGAUUGAGGCGGAUGAGGGUGUCGGCCAGGACAUUGCGCACUUGUACUUUACCCAGCUUGUCAAUGCGGUUGGAUACAUGCACAGCAUGGGCGUCGCACACCGGGAUAUUAAACCCGAGAACGUGCUGCUGAGUGCAGAGGGAGACUUGAAGCUGAGCGACUUUGGACUUGCGGCCUUGUUCAAGAAGGACGGGCAAUUGAGGCUAUGCAACACUGUGUGCGGUUCUCCGCCCUACAUUGCACCAGAAAUCGUCAGUGGGAGACGAAGCAAGAGGGCGGACGUGCUGGAUGUCGGGUACGCGGCCAAUAUUUGCGACAUCUGGAGUUGCGGCGUGGUCUUGUUUGUCCUGCUCGUUGGAAACACACCAUGGGAUGAGCCCACGAAGCGAUCCGAGGAGUUCAAGGAAUACCUCGAAACGGGGGGACAUACAACCGACGAACUUUGGGCUAAGCUGCCAGCUGAUAUUGUCAGCUUGCUUCGAGGGAUGCUCAAGGUGGAUCCACAACAGCGCUUUACCCUGGAUGAAGUGCGCACACAUCCUUGGUUCACGCGCAAGAACCCGUACUUGGCGCCUUCAGGAAGAAACUCGAAUCCAGUUGGUCUGGCGGCACAAAUGCUAUCUCACCUACGCAUUGAUUUCACUCGACUGCCGACCCAAUCCCAACGCGGGUUCUCACAGGAAGAUGGUGAUCCAAUGGACAUUGACACAGACGACGACCCCCGCCGCUCCAGCGCUAUCCACCUACUCUCCUCUACGCAGCCCGAAACACCCUCCGGAGACACGCCUUUCGACUGGGAACGCCCUCCACGCCUCGCCUCUCACGACGGCUUAUCCGCUUCCCAGCCAACCACGACAGCCUACGCGGCCAGCUACCACACACAUAUCGGCUCCACACCAGUCCUGUCGCAACUCCCAUCGUCAACACAGGACGCACUGUCUCAAGACCCCAGCAUGACGCAAUUCAGCUCGCAACCAGGCGUGCCGCUGACCUUUACCCAAGCCGCCCGCAAAUUCGCAGACAUACUUCCUUCGUACUCGAUGGCGCGCUUCAUAUCGCCUCACCCACUCUCGCUUCUCCUCCCCAUGCUUCUCGCGGCCUUGAACCGUCUCGGCGUCCCGGCCCCUUCCUUCUCCGCCACCCAAAUCGAAGACGCAGAGCAACACGGCAGUGCGAGCAUCCGCGUCAAAAUGGCAGAUGGGCGCCGCCAGGGUCUCAAUGGCCAUGUCGUGGUUGAGAAGGCGGUUUACGAGGGCGCGGGCUACUGGGAGGUGAGGUUCGUCAAGGCCAGUGGCGACCCCCUGGAGUGGCGGCGGUUCUUCAAAAACGUGGUGCUUUGCGUGGGGGAUGUGGUCCUCAGGCCGAAUUAG
This is a messenger RNA of Exserohilum turcica Et28A, 1704 nucleotides long. RefSeq lists its product as uncharacterized. Gene Ontology annotation, cellular component: cytoplasm; nucleus; site of double-strand break. Lineage: Eukaryota; Fungi; Ascomycota; Dothideomycetes; Pleosporales; Pleosporaceae. The coding region runs from base 1 to 1704 and encodes 567 amino acids. The transcript has 2 exons. Gene Ontology annotation, biological process: protein phosphorylation; mitotic G2 DNA damage checkpoint signaling. Gene Ontology annotation, molecular function: protein kinase activity; ATP binding. The record is from RefSeq and is a predicted model, not a curated record.